UUGCAGACAUAGUGAUGAAAGAUCUGGAGUCCAAGGUUCUGAAUAACAUAAAUGUGAUUCUACCAUUUUACGUACGCUACGUGGACGAUAUCGCUUUGGCAGCACCCACCGAAGCGGUUGAUAGUAUCCUAAAUGAAUUUAACGGAUACCAUAACCGCUUACAGUUUACUAUCGAACGUGAAAAGAAACGCAACCUCAAUUUUUUAGAUACUUUAAUUAAAGUCGAUAACAACACCUUACAUACUGACUGGUUCCAUAAAGAGACCUUCUCAGGUAGAUACUUAUCCUACUAUUCACAUCAUCCAGUUAGCCAAAAAAUAGGAACCAUCUACAACAUGGUAGAUCGGGCGUUGUUAUUAUCACACCCCCAAUAUCACAAAAAGAAUCUAGAAUUUUGCGUUAACACCCUAACUAACAACGGCUACCCAUUGGAAUUGAUUUUUAACAAAAUCAACAUAAGAAUCAAAAAAUUGAUUAAUACGAAAUUAAAUAGCGGAGUUCAGAACCUGAUCGACGUGCCGGACACGAUCGUGGAAAGAAAAAAGUACUUGGUCUUCCCGUAUUUAAAAGACGUGUCUGAAAAAAUAUCUAUGUCCCUGAAUAAAGACAUAAUUAGACUAGGUUUUAGAUGUCUAAAUAAGCUGGAUAAGUUUAUUAGGGCACACAAGGACAAGAACAUAAAAACAGAAUGUAACAACAUCGUCUAUAAAUUAAAUUGUAACGACUGCAAUGCCUCGUACGUAGGACAAAUAAAGAGAAAAUUAAAAACAAGAAUCAAGGAGCAUGCGAACAACAUUAAACUUGAAACAGCGAAAAUAUCCGUUAUUAGCGAACACAGACUCCAACAAAAUCAUUCGAUCGAUUGGGAAAAUGUAAAAAUCCUUGAUUUUGAACCAAAUUAUCAUAAACGCUUAAUUUCCGAGAUGAUACACAUUAACGAACAAAAAAAUGGUCUUAAUCAAAAAACGGAUACGGAACUGUUAGACGACUGUUACAACAUUAUUUUGAACAAACUGGUCGAUAUGUAACAAAGAAAGUAUAGGGAAUAGAAUUGUAAACAGAGAAACAUUUGACUCAUACGCGGGUUGCGUACGCUUCGCAACAUCAGAAACGUUCAGUCUCCCUUGUUACGCCGAUCAAUACAGAUCGAUCGUUAUUCGUUAACAUUGUAAGCGAUCAGCGUUGAACAUGCCUUACAACGACUCUAACGACGAACCUAUCAUUGGUCGGAGAUUAAUUAAUUUGCACGAGUCGUACAAGAAGCGAUACGUAGACCGAAUUGUUGGACACGAUUUGUUUCGCGGACUGGAAAUCGACGAAGCAAGAAUAGAAAUUUCGGACCAUGGGCUUUAAAUCCCGGACUACUGUACUUAAAAGGCUGUUAUGAAGAUUUGUUUGCGCUCUGCGUCUGUAAUGUACGAAUACACAGACACUGAAGAAGACUCCGUAGAGUUGAAACGUUUGUGUCCUUUAUAUAUGAAUAAAUAUGUAUUAUUAGCUAUACGAACAUCUACACCUUUUUGCUCGUCUCACUGGCCUUUUCAAUUAAUUGUUAAAUUGCAUACGAGCUUACAAGAAUAGUUGCUAACAACUUAUUUUUAUUUUAGAAA
Solenopsis invicta (red fire ant) is the source of this 1610-nucleotide messenger RNA. RefSeq lists its product as uncharacterized. The transcript has 2 exons. The record is from RefSeq and is a predicted model, not a curated record. Bases 15 to 1028 code for a protein of 337 amino acids. NCBI's taxonomy places the organism in Eukaryota, Metazoa, Arthropoda, Insecta, Hymenoptera, Formicidae.